GUGUUUGUGUGUAGCUCGCUACGUAAAUAUGGCUGUCGGAAAGUGAGACCCAAAUGACAAUAAACCCGCCUGAUCCGAAAACCACCUCUACAGGGGACCGAAAGGACACAUAAGUUAUAAACCAACAUGUCUCGGCACAGAAAUGUCCGAGGCUGCAACUAUGAUGAAGGCAAGCUGUACUCAUGUCUGGACCAGAUGCGUGAGGUGCUGGGUGACACAGUGCCAGAGUCUGUCCUUACCCAGGUUGCCUUGCAGUGCGCCUUCGACCCCGAGAGAGCCCUGGACACCAUCCUAUCAGACGAGAGCACCGGUGCUCCGCCCCGGUCCGUUAAGACCCAUCAGGACGCACCACUGCCCCAGGGAGCCAAUAAGGAAGGACCACUGCCCCAGGGAGCCAAUAAGGAAGGACCACUGCCCCAGGGAGCCAAUAAGGAAGGACCACUGCCCCAGGGAGCCAAUAAGGACAUGGCAGCUGCACCAAGAUCCAAUCAGGAGGCAUCAGCCACCCCACAACCAAAGAAAGGAGCCUGCCUAUCCAACUCUGGCACUGUACUCACACCAACACACACACCAGCUAUAUGUCCAUCUACCGAUCCUCUGAACCUUAGUGACCACCAAGCGCGGCCUGUGAAAGAUCGUUGUCAUGACACUCACAACCUCUCCACUUCGACUCUGAAUUUCGUGGCGGGUUCCGCAAGGCCCUUGGCGACGGUUGCCGAGGCGGGGAGCAGCAGCAGCCUGGCCCAGUUGAUGUCUGAGCAUGUUCAGAAGAGUCAGAGGGCGGGACUCCCCUCACUGUCCUCAUCUACUCUGGCUGUUCUUUCUGGCCUCUCAUUGGGCACUCUAGCGUUGUUAAACUCCAACUCCGCCCCCAUUGCUACAAGUCCCCCCAACCACCUUGCCUCCUCUUUGGGUAGCUUGUCCUUAGGCAACCCCAAACUGACAACUCCGGCCGCCAAUAUGGCCCCUCCCUCCUUCGGCAGCCUGAGCUCCGUCCUCCAGAGCAGCAGACCAAUGGAGAUAGCGACUGGGGGAGGGGCUAAGGGGGCGGAUCCCAAAGGAAGUCCGUCAUUGGCUGAGCUGAUCCAGGAACAUUCCAACAGCAGCCCCACCCUCUACAGAACACUCCCCGGUCUCCACGGGAACAGCUCAAUCCCCAUUGCCCAUGGCAACACAGCUCAGACCGCUGCCGGACCAGCGCCAGCUCUCACACACUUCCUGUCCCAGCUCCCACAACCCCCAGGACCUCUGAACACACACUGUUCCCCCCAGACCCAGAUCACAACAACACCAGAACCCCACGUCCUCCCUCUGUCUCUGCUGGACUCUCAACGUCAGCUAGUAAGCACGGUGCCAGCAGCAGACCCAGACGGUCAGGUAGUACCACCUCCUGGCCUACAGGGGGAGCUCUCUCCACUAGUCUCUCAGCAACACAACAGAACUUCCUCCGACACCCCACCAUCACUCUCCCUCUCCGCACUCCUGUCACCAGGGAAACCACAGCCAAGAAGUAUCCAAGAGGGUGGAGUCAGAGACAACCCCCGCCCCCUUUUGUCACCCACUCCCCUGAGUCUCCGCCCACCAUGGGGUGAUCAGAGUGUUGAUCUAAGCGUGCUCAUGGCCCAGUCGUCCCACGGUGGAGUGUUGUUCGCACGUCGUCAUGACAAUGGCCUCUCCUCGCCGUCCGCGGUCGCCUUGAGGUCAGAUCACCACCGCCACGGCUCCUCUGUGUUCGCUCGACCGUCCGUCUUCGCCCUGACCCUGUCGGUGCGUGCGCCCAGCCGGCGGAAGAGGAGGAUGAUGAUGAUGAAGGAGGCUGUGGGAGAUCUGAGGUUAGAGGUCGGAGGAGGAGGGGGUCACCCUGCGUUUCUGUACGGAACACAGACCCAGCUGGUCAAAGCUAAAGAACAGACGCCCCUCUUACCCAUAACCCCUUUCACCUUCGACACGCCCUCCCCCGACGACGUCGUACGAGCCAAUCAGAAGAAGGCCUUCACCCGCGAGUAAAGGUCACUAAGGAAGUGGACUGUCUGUUGCUAGGCUACGCCCCAAAUGGCACCCUACAUUACUUUGGUCUCUGUUUUAAAAGUAGUGCACUGUUCAGGGAAUAGGGUGCCGUUUGAGAUGUAACCAAGGUGAUUAAAGAACAACAACAGAGCUGUUGGAGGUUUUAUAAAAGAAAGGGAUUUUAAAUAUUUUUGUUUUUUUUAAACGGCUGUUUUUAAAGUUAUCUGAGAGUUGUAUUAAGAAAUGUGAAAGUGUUUUAGUUUUUUUUCUACUGUAGGCGAGGUAAGAUUUUGCUCCCAUUUUUAUUUGGAUAGUCCAGACAGGAUAGGCUAUCUAUAGCAUGACAGUCUACAGAUGGACUAUCAACAAAACUCUUUGUUGAUAAACAACUGCUUGCUAAGGUUAUGGUUAGGAUUAGAGUAAGGGUUAGGAUUAGAGUAAGGGUUAGGAUUAGAGUAAGGGUUAGGAUUAGAGUAAGGGUUAGGAUUAGAGUAAGGGUUAGGAUUAGAGUAAGGGUUAGGAUUAGAGUAAGGGUUAGGAUUAGAGUAAGGGUUAGGAUUAGAGUAAGGGUUAGGAUUAGAGUAAGGGUUAGGAUUAGAGUAAGGGUUAGGAUUAGAGUAAGGGUUAGGAUUAGAGUAAGGGUUAGAGUAAGGGUUAGGAUUAGAGUAAGGGUUAGGAUUAGAGUAAGGGUUAGGAUUAGAGUAAGGGUUAGGAUUAGAGUAAGGGUUAGGAUUAGAGUAAGGGUUAGAGUAAGGGUUAGGAUUAGAGUAAGGGUUAGGAUUAGAGUUAUGGUUAGGAUUAGAGUAAGGGUUAGGAUUAGAGUAAGGGUUAGGAUUAGAGUAAGGGUUAGGAUUAGAGUAAGGGUUAGGAUUAGAGUAAGGGUUAGGAUUAGAGUAAGGGUUAGGAUUAGAGUAAGGGUUAGGAUUAGAGUAAGGGUUAGGAUUAGAGUAAGGGUUAGGAUUAGAGUAAGGGUUAGGAUUAGAGUAAGGGUUAGGAUUAGAGUAAGGGUUAGGAUUAGAGUAAGGGUUAGGAUUAGAGUAAGGGUUAG
Oncorhynchus masou masou (cherry salmon) is the source of this 3055-nucleotide messenger RNA. It is a transcript of the gene hbs1l, whose product is annotated as HBS1-like translational GTPase. The coding region runs from base 127 to 2007 and encodes 626 amino acids. The record is from RefSeq and is a predicted model, not a curated record. NCBI's taxonomy places the organism in Eukaryota, Metazoa, Chordata, Actinopteri, Salmoniformes, Salmonidae. The transcript has 3 exons.